ACCAAUCUCCAACCACACAGAAUGGACGCAUCUUCUCCUUUCUUCAACUACAUCCAGCAAAACUCCUGGAGCUCAGACUCCGAACUCUACAACAUCUCGUCUCCAGAAACCGUUUCUCCUUCCUCCUACAUGGACUUCUCUCCAUCGGCGCAGGCUCAAAGCGUUUCUCCAAAACCAGAGAUUUCGGGUUCCUCGUUUCAAGAUGGCGGACGGUCCCGUGUUGGAGUUAGAAGAACGAGAUGCAAGAAUCCUAGUAAACAAAGACAAAGCGCCAGUGAGAAGGAGAAGCUGAGAAUGAGGGAUCUGACCAAAGCUCUUCAUCACCUCAGGACAUACUUACCACCUUCUGUAGCUCCCGUUGGCCAAACGUUGACCAAAAUCGAGACACUUCGCCUUACCAUCCGAUAUAUUUCCUAUCUGUCUGCUCAACUUGGCCUCAGCGAAGAGUCUUUGUGUAAGAUGAGAGACUUGAGAGUUUCCGGAUAUCAAGAGAUGCCUCAAAAUCAAUGCUAUUCCACUGCUGGGUUUUGGGGGUCGUGUCAAAACAGCUGCGGAGCUUCAGAGUCUGUGUUGAGGAGGACGGAUAUGGAUUGUCGGCAGGUUUUUAUGGGAAUGGAAACACCGGCUUAUGAUGAUUCCUUUAAUUCCAGCUCAGAAUCUUUUCUGGAGAGUCCACUGUAUGCUGACUCAGCUUUAACAUAUCAGGGCUACAGCAAAAGUGUCCACUGUUCGAUCGCACCGGAGUUCUGGGGAUGA
Danio aesculapii is the source of this 756-nucleotide messenger RNA. It is a transcript of the gene mespbb, whose product is annotated as mesoderm posterior bb. Gene Ontology annotation, biological process: regulation of transcription by RNA polymerase II; heart morphogenesis; somite rostral/caudal axis specification. Gene Ontology annotation, molecular function: protein dimerization activity; RNA polymerase II cis-regulatory region sequence-specific DNA binding; DNA-binding transcription factor activity, RNA polymerase II-specific. NCBI's taxonomy places the organism in Eukaryota, Metazoa, Chordata, Actinopteri, Cypriniformes, Danionidae. Bases 22 to 756 code for a protein of 244 amino acids. Gene Ontology annotation, cellular component: nucleus. The transcript has 2 exons. The record is from RefSeq and is a predicted model, not a curated record.